Paracoccidioides brasiliensis Pb18 is the source of this 1032-nucleotide messenger RNA. Its product is annotated as retromer subunit PEP8. Gene Ontology annotation, cellular component: retromer complex; endosome. The record is from RefSeq and is a predicted model, not a curated record. The transcript is spliced from 5 exons. The coding region runs from base 1 to 1032 and encodes 343 amino acids. Gene Ontology annotation, biological process: retrograde transport, endosome to Golgi; intracellular protein transport.
AUGUCGUCUUUCUUCUUUACCACCCCUGUCGAUAUCGACAUCGUCCUUGAAGAUAGCGACGAACGGGAAACUGUCGAUAUCAAACUAGACAAGAACAGAAGGGAGAAGGCCCCGCUGUAUAUGGAUGGCGAAUCUGUGAAGGGAGCGGUGACAGUGCGGCCUAAGGAUGGGAAACGAUUAGAGCACACGGGCAUCAAGGUGCAAUUUAUCGGAACGAUAGAGAUGUUUUUUGAUCGGGGUAACCAUUACGAAUUCCUCUCCUUUGGCCAGGAACUUGCUGCGCCUGGCGAACUACAGCAUCCGCAAAUCUUCCCAUUCAACUUCAAAAAUGUCGAAAAGCAAUAUGAAUCUUACAAUGGCAUCAAUGUCAAGCUGCGGUAUUUUGUCAGGGUGACGGUCUCACGGCGGAUAGCGGAUGUUGUGCGAGAGAAGGAUAUCUGGGUAUAUUCGUACCGCAUGCCUCCGGAAACGAAUAGCCCUAUCAAAAUGGACGUCGGAAUCGAAGACUGCUUGCAUAUAGAAUUUGAGUAUUCGAAAUCGAAAUAUCAUCUCAAAGAUGUUAUUGUAGGGAGAAUAUAUUUCUUGCUUGUGAGGUUGAAGAUAAAACAUAUGGAAUUGUCGAUUAUCCGCCGCGAAACGACCGGAUCGCCCCCGAAUCAGUAUAAUGAAAGUGAAACGUUGGUGCGCUUCGAGAUUAUGGACGGUUCCCCAUCAAGAGGGGAAACGAUACCCAUUCGAUUGUUCCUGGGGGGUUUCGAUUUGACCCCCACGUUUCGCGAUGUGAACAAGAAGUAUUCGACUCGAUACUACCUCAGCUUAGUUCUUAUUGACGAAGAUGCCCGUCGAUACUUCAAACAAUCCGAAAUCGUUCUUUACCGUCAAGCCCCCGAAAUCCCAUUAACCCCUGAAGUUGCACAGCAACAAAUUGACCAGCAACAACAACUCCAAGGUGAGCCUGUUACCUCAGCAGGUCCAACAAAAGACAUGCAAACCGCAUCGUUUGGAAAGCAGCAAGUUUCGGCCCCUGCAUAG